UAUACAUAUUUAUACACAUACAUAAUAAUGAAAUCAAAAGCUUGGUUUCAAGUUUAUUAUUCAAUAUCAAAGAAUUGGGUUCAGCAGUCAAUCUUAUUACCGUCAAUAAGCUCUAUUCGCUCUCAUUUACCUUCGUUACAGACAAAUUAUAUCAAAAAUGAUACUAUAGAAAGGUCAUCGUGCAAAUCAACUUGUUAUAAUAACUGUAGACAAUCUCGACCAUUAUCAACUCAUACUGUUUCAUAUAAUAAUAGUAAUAAUAAUAAUGCAAUAGCUUAUCGUGAUGAAAAACAUGAUCCUACUAUCAUUAAAUCACCCUCACCAUUUUCUUUACCCUUAUUGGACUUCUUUUCGAAAUCAUAUAGCAAACCAGCUCCUUCUUAUAUAUUGGCUCAUGGUGCUUCAGGGUUUGCUAAAAGUCAACGUUACACAACACCAGUUUCACUUAAAAAAAGUGAUUCACCCUAUUAUAGUAUACAAGUCGGUGAAGACGCUUACUUUAGACGAUCGGAUGCAAUAGGUGUAGCAGACGGUAUUGGAGGAUGGGCAGGUGUUUCUGCUGCCAAUGCUGGUUUAUAUUCUAGAAAGCUAAUGCAUCAUGCAUAUCUUGAAUUGGAAAGAUUUGAUAAUGUAGAUGAUCCUUAUUUCUAUCUUUAUGAUGAAGCCGAUCCCAUAAAUAUAUUACAAAGGAGUUAUGAAGAGAGUAUGUUAGAGGCACAACAAGAGGGGGUUGUCGGAUCUUCUACAGCCUGCCUUGCUAUAUUAAGACACGGAGAAUUAAGAAUUGCAAAUUUAGGUGAUUCUGGUAUCUCUGUGAUCCGAUAUAAUGAUUAUAUCUUCAGAAGUGAGGAACAGCAACAUUCAUUUAAUUUUCCUUAUCAAUUAGGUACAGCUUCUCCUGAUAGACCUAAAGAUGCUCAAUCAUUUACAGUUGCAAUUGAAAAAGGAGAUAUAGUGAUUAUGGGAUCUGAUGGAUUAUUUGAUAAUCUAUUUGAUAAAGAAAUUUUAGCAAUCGUGAAAAAAUAUGUAUCCGCUUACACUUUACCUGGAACAAGGAAUUGUCCACCUAGAGUAUUAUCUAUGGAUCCACAAAAGAUUUCUGAUGCUUUAGCAGAAAGAGCAAAGGUAGUCAGUCUUAGCAAAUUAAAUGUAGAUAGUCCAUUUCAAGAAAGGGCAGUCAAUGAAGGAUUGUAUUAUCAGGGAGGGAAAGCAGACGAUAUUAGUGUCAUUGUUGCCAUUAUCAAGGAUUGCGAAGAUAGCCCUGAUAGGCGAUUAUAGACAAGACUUUUUUCUUUAUUUUGUUUAAUAAUAUAGUAGACCACAUGUAUAUCCAUUAUAAAUAAUAAAUACAUAAUAACGAUAAUUUUCUAUUUUAUAUACAAG
Messenger RNA from Cokeromyces recurvatus, 1383 nucleotides. RefSeq names its product phosphatase 2C-like domain-containing protein. The coding region runs from base 28 to 1278 and encodes 416 amino acids. NCBI's taxonomy places the organism in Eukaryota, Fungi, Mucoromycota, Mucoromycetes, Mucorales, Mucoraceae. The record is from RefSeq and is a predicted model, not a curated record. The transcript has 5 exons.